Messenger RNA from Pseudopipra pipra, 2400 nucleotides. Its product is annotated as transcription factor ETV6. Gene Ontology annotation, biological process: cell differentiation; regulation of transcription by RNA polymerase II. Lineage: Eukaryota; Metazoa; Chordata; Aves; Passeriformes; Pipridae. The transcript is spliced from 10 exons. Gene Ontology annotation, molecular function: sequence-specific DNA binding; DNA-binding transcription factor activity, RNA polymerase II-specific. The record is from RefSeq and is a predicted model, not a curated record. Gene Ontology annotation, cellular component: nucleus. The coding region runs from base 828 to 2057 and encodes 409 amino acids.
GCGGGGCGGGGCGUAACGCCCGGCCCCCGCUGCCGCCUUUCGGUUUCUGUCUUUUCCAGGAAGGAAAACACCGGCGAGGAUCGGGGCCGCGCCCUCCCCCACCUUCCGCGCCCCCUCCCUCUUCCCCCGCCCCCAUCGCCUCUCACGCGGAGCUGCGCGGGCAGAGAGCGCGCAGGGCAGGCGCGCGCGGAGCCGUCGGCGUGCGGGGGGGGCGGCGGCGGCGGAUCGAGGAGGGGACCCGGCACCGGGGACCGGCGGGGUGACCCCCCAGCCCCGGCUGCGCCGCGCCCGCCCCCGGCCGCGCUGCCGGCGGUAACUUCCCCUUGAGGGGACGGGCCGGGUGGGGCCGCGCCGCCGGGCCGGGAGAGGAGCGUAAAGUGGGGAAAGCCCGAGAACUUCCCAUCUGCCCGUCUGCGCCUGCCCCGCCGGGCUCCGCAGAGUCCCUCCUGAGAGAUGUCCGACGCUUCUGCUCAGUGUUGCAUCAAGGGCAGACAGAACUGAUGGUUCAGAAAGGGUUUGCUCAUCUUCUGCAACACCUCAGAAGGUCAAGAUUAGACUAACAGAGCCCAGCUAAAGAAAGAGAAAGGAACAUAGUCUUUCCUCCUUAGAAACCUGCAAUUUGUGAUGCAAAUUAAUGGCAGGGGUUGAUUGCAGCGCUUCUCACCUCGAUGUUUUCAAUUCACACUACUAAUUUCAUACUGCUAAAGCUAAAAAAGAGGACGGUAGUUUAAAGCAAGCAGGAAAGAAUUUCGUACACACCUCCAGCGAGCCCGGUACCGACUUACACUUCGUCACCACUACAUGUCCCAGUGCCUCAAGCGAUCAGGAUGGAUGAGGACGCGAUCAGACUGCCAGCACACCUGCGUUUGCAGCCCGUUUACUGGAGCAGGGAGGAUGUGGCACAGUGGCUCAGGUGGGCGGAGAAGGAGUUUUCCUUGAGGCCGAUUGAGAGCAACACUUUCGAGAUGAACGGCAAGGCUCUGCUGCUCCUGACCAAAGAGGACUUCCGAUACAGGUCUCCUCAUUCGGGUGAUGUUUUAUAUGAACUCCUUCAGCAUAUCCUGAAGCAAAGGAAAGCUCGUAUGCUCUUCACACCUUUCUUCCACCCUGGGAACUCUAUCCAUGCUCAACCAGAGGUCAUAUUACACCAGAAUCAUGAUGAAGAUAGCUUUGUCCAGAGACCUUCAAGACCAUCCGCAGAAACAGUCCACCACAACCCCCCAACCAUUGAACUGUUGCAUCGUUCUAGAUCGCCCAUCAGUAACAACCACCGUCCAUCACCAGAUCCCGAUCAGCGACCACUCAAGUCCCCUAUGGACAACACUAUCCGUCGCCUCUCCCCAGCCGACAGGGUGCCGGGAACAAGGCAUCAUCAUGAGAACAACCAGCAAGAGCCUUAUCCUCUCUCAGUGUCCCCAGUAGAAAACAACCACUGCCCGCCUCCUUCUGAGGUGCUCCAGAAGCCCUCCAGCCCUCGCCAGGAGAACACCAGGGUCAUCCAGCUGAUGCCCAGCCCUAUCAUGCAUCCUUUGAUAUUGAACCCCAGGCACUCCGAUUUCAAACCACCAAGGUUGUCUGAGGAUGGGCUGCACAGGGAAGUAAAGCCAAUCAACCUGUCCCACCGAGAAGAGUUAGCUUAUAUGAACCACAUCAUGGUGUCUGUAUCCCCUCCUGAGGACCAUGCAAUGCCAAUUGGAAGAAUAGCAGACUGUAGGUUGCUUUGGGAUUACGUUUAUCAGCUGCUUUCUGACAGCCGGUACGAAAAUUUCAUCCGAUGGGAAGAUAAGGAAUCCAAAAUAUUUCGGAUAGUGGAUCCCAACGGGCUGGCCCGGCUGUGGGGAAACCACAAGAACAGAACAAAUAUGACUUAUGAGAAAAUGUCCAGAGCUCUACGCCAUUACUACAAACUAAACAUUAUCCGGAAGGAGCCAGGACAAAGGCUUUUGUUCAGGUUCAUGAAGACCCCGGAUGAGAUUAUGAGUGGCCGAACAGACCGCCUCGAGCACCUUGAAUCCCAGGAACUGGAUGAACAAAUAUACCAAGAAGAUGAGUGCUGAAGGAAACAGGUGCACCACCUCUGUGGGUCCAUGGGAGAAACAUCUGCCUGGAUGGUUGGCAUGGUUUGGGAGGGGAAGCAACAACACAGAAGCAGUACUUGAGGUUGCCGCUUAGCUUGAAAACCACACAGGACCUGAAGCACCUUAACAAAACAAACUAACAGGCAGAAGUGGUGCUGGCAGAAAAGCAAAGGGGAGAAAGCCUGGACUUGUGCACUACUUCACUGUUCCUACAAAGUCUCCCUUGAGUUCUUUCCUUUUUUUUUGUUGUUUGUUUGAGUUGGGGGGGGUGUUAUUGGUUUUUUUUCCCUAAUAAACAUGCAGUUUGACUUUCCUUAUCUUA